UCCAACUGUGUAUCAUACUCUACAUGUAAACACGUCCCCAGGACGCACUCGCCUCUCUCUCUCUCUCUUACUGGUCUGUGUCAAAAGCAGGAAAGAGAAUAAGAUAAAGAAUGAGGACGAGGCUCUAACACAAAGAGGAAAAAGUAAAAGCGCGUAGCGUUUCUCGCACCUACAAUGCCUAGAUUUCUUCUACUAUGGCUUCUGGUCCUCUGCUUAACUAUUUCUUCGUUUUCAUCUCGACCGGAGCCAUUUGCCCUGCGCAUAAGUUGUGGAGCCCGAGAAAAUGUCCAUACGCCACCAACGAAUACAUUGUGGUUUAAAGAUUUUGCAUACUCAGGAGGCAUACCAGCUAAUGCAACAGCUCCAAGUUAUGUGACUCCUCCACUUAAAACACUUCGUUAUUUCCCCCUUUCUGUAGGGUCAGAUAAUUGUUAUAAUAUAGAAAGAGUGCCAAAGGGACACUAUGCAGUGAGAAUCUUCUUUGGAUUGGUUGCACAACCAAAAAUUGACAAUGAACCUCUAUUUGAUGUAUCCGUUGAAGGAACACUGAUUAACUCUUUGAAAUCGGGUUGGAGCAGCCAAGAUGAUCAAGCAUUUGCUGAAGCUCUUGUCUUUCUUACAGAUAAAACUGUUUCUCUCUGCUUCCAUAGUACUGGUCAUGGAGAUCCAUCAAUUCUUUCAAUUGAGAUUCUUCAAGUUGAUAAUAAAGUCUAUAAUGUUGGUCAGCAAUUGGAUGGAGGAGUGAUCCUUAGAACAGUCAAACGACUUAACUGUGGAACUGGGAAGCCAAAGUUCGAUGCAGAUUACAAUGGUGACCGUUGGGGUGGAGAUAGAUUUUGGAAACCUAUUUCAACCUUCAGUCAGAGUUCUGAUCGCGUUAUAUCUGUUGAAAGUAAAAUUAAGCAUGCUUCAGAACCUCCAAACUUUUAUCCAGAAGGUCUUUAUCAGACAGCAAUUGUUGGUACUGAUAGUCAGCCAGAAUUAGCAUAUACAAUAGAAGUAGAUCCUAAUAGGAAUUAUUCAGUUUGGUUACACUUUGCGGAGAUUGACCCUUCCAUCUCUGCUUUUGGGCAAAGGGUAUUUGACAUCCUAAUUAAUGGUGACAUUGCAUUUGAAAAUGUGGAUAUUGCUAAAAUUAGUGGAGGCCUUUAUGUUGCUGUUGUACUUAAUACAACUGUUACAAUUAAUGGGAGGACUUUGACAGUAGUACUGCAACCCAAAAAAGGUGCUCAUGGUAUAAUCAGUGCCAUUGAGGUAUUUGAGGUUGUCAUACCUGAAUCUAAAACUUUAGCAGAAGAAGUUAGGGCAUUACAGACACUGAAAAAGGCAUUGGGGCUUCCUCUUCGGCUUGGGUGGAAUGGUGAUCCUUGUGUUCCCCAACAGCAUCCAUGGAGUGGAGCAGAUUGCCAAUUUGACAGAACUAGCAGUAAAUGGGUCAUUGACGGGCUUGGUCUUGACAACCAAGGUCUCAAAGGUUUUCUGGCUAGUGACAUAUCCAGACUGCGUCAUCUACAGAGCAUUAACUUGAGUGGAAAUACCAUCCAUGGGGCCAUUCCUUCUUCACUUGGAACAAUAACAAGCUUAGAAGUUCUGGACCUUUCCUAUAAUUCCUUCAAUGGAUCAAUUCCUGAUAGUCUUGGACAGUUGAAGUCAUUGCAAACACUGAAUCUCAAUGGCAAUUUUCUUGUAGGAAAAGUGCCAGUUGCUUUGGGAGGAAGACUUUUGCACAGAGCUAGCUUCAAUUUUACUGAUAAUGCUGGUCUUUGUGGCAUACCUGGACUUCCUUCAUGUGGGCAUCAUCUAACCGCUGGUCAAAAGGUUGGCAUUGUGUUAGGUGCUUUGACGUUGUUAUUACUCAUUGUACUCUGCUCAAUAUGUUGGUGGAAAAGGCGUCAAAAUAUCCUUCGAGCACAACAAAUUGCAGCAAGAGAAGCUCCAUAUGCGAAGGCAAGAACACAUUUAUCACGUGAUAUCCAGAUGAGCAGGAAUCAAAAUCAUCCCAACGCUCGGACUGCAGCUGAGAACGGGCCUAUCUUGCUUUCAUGAUUAAGACCAUCCCAGUGGUCCGGUCAAAACUUGCUGCUACUGCGAGUGCUCUUAGGGUUCCCUACAGCUCCUUAGUAACCUUUCCUAUCAUCUUCGACUUUCCGUAUUACUGUUUAUUAAGCUUUGGUCUCCUUUAAAAUCAUAUUCAGAUGCUUAAAGAUCCACCAUCAUAGAUCCCUUAGUGGUAUGCCCUUAAAGACCAAAAUCUUGUAUAUUGCUCCGAUUCUUUCUUUUCUUUUCGAUUUUUUUGCAAAGAAAAGUUGUAACACAUAAAAAGAAAAUGAUGCCUAUGUAAAAUCUAGAUUGUACCCCAAAAAAAAAAAAUUCUUGCUUAUUUCAAAUAUUGGGUUUCCUAAUGUAACGCAAGUGGUUCUUAA
Messenger RNA from Ziziphus jujuba (common jujube), 2423 nucleotides. RefSeq names its product receptor-like protein 4. NCBI's taxonomy places the organism in Eukaryota, Viridiplantae, Streptophyta, Magnoliopsida, Rosales, Rhamnaceae. Bases 175 to 2046 code for a protein of 623 amino acids. The transcript is spliced from 9 exons. Gene Ontology annotation, molecular function: protein binding. The record is from RefSeq and is a predicted model, not a curated record.